AGCAAUCGGCGGCGGCGGUGCCCGCGGAGAGACGGAGGGCGCCGGGCCGCGGGGGCCCAGAACCUGCCCUGCCUCUCGAGCCAAGGAGGAGACCUAGAGGCAGAAGGGACAAACGGGGUCGGAGAACCUGGCUUCUGCUCCCAGCGAAGCGCGGCGGUCAGCGGGGAGGGCCUAGGCCAGCAGCCCCAGGACCAUCCGCUAUGUCCUCCGCCGUGAACAACGGGGCGGCCAGCAUGCCGUCCCCACCGGACGCCGCGAAUGGCUUCCCCCAGCCCGGGGCCUCCUCGGGUGCCUGGCCACGGACAGAGGAGGAGCUGCGCGCCGCGGAGUCCGGUGCGGUGAAACGCGCUCACCGUGAGAUCCUCGACCACGAGCGCAAGCGGCGUGUGGAGCUCAAGUGCAUGGAGCUGCAGGAGAUGAUGGAGGAGCAGGGGUACUCAGAGGAAGAGACCCGGCAGAAGGUCAGGACUUUUCGGCAAAUGCUGAUGGAGAAGGAGGGAAUGCUCACCAGGGAAGACCGGCCUGGGGGCCACAUCAUGGCGGAGACCCCGCGGCUGACGGAGGGCCUGGAGCCAGGCCUGGCCUACGCGCCCUUCGACGACGACGACGACGGCCUGGUGGACUGCGACUGCCCAGCCGCCUGCUACCGCGGCCACCGGGGGUACAGGACCAAGCACUGGUCCAGCAGCUCAACGUCGCCCCCUCCCAAGAAAAAGAAGAAAAAGAAAGGCGGCCACCGGAGAAGCCGCAAAAAGAGGAGACUAGACUCGGAGUGCAGCUGUGGGAGCUCCUCACCCCUUCGCAAGAAAAAGAAAAGUGUGAAGAAGCAUCGCAGAGACAGGUCUGAUUCUGGGUCCCGGAGGAAGAGGCGGCACAGAUCUCGAAGCCCCAAGAGCAAAAGAAAAGAGAAGAACAAAGAGAGGAAAAGGCCACAUGCAGAGGCCCCUGGCUGCAGGUCCCAUCGCCAUAGCAGUGGCAGCUCCCACAGCCCCUCCCUCUCCUCUCACUACAGUGAUUCCAGAUCACCCAGCAGGCUGAGCCCUAAGCACCGAGAAGACGGGCGGAAGACUGGAAGCCAGCGGUCCAGCGGGAGCCGGUCGCCUUCCCCAUCUGGCGGCAGCGGAUGGGGUUCGCCCCAGCAGAAUGGCGGCAGCCGGCAGCGGAGCGGAGAGCAAGGCGGCCGACCGGGCUCGGCUCCCAGCCCGCCCGAUAAGCCCAGCUCGCCCUCGCCCAGGGCCCGCGACCAGGCAGAGGCCGACGCAGCCACACCGCCCGCGCGGGGCAAGGAGAGCCCCAGCCCGCGCUCGGCGCCGUCGUCUCAGGGCAGAGGAGGGCACGGCGACCCCGAGGGGAAGAGUUCGUCGCGCAGCCCGGGCCCCCACCCGCGGUCCUGGAGCUCCAGCCGCUCGCCGUCGGCGGAGAAGAGGCCGCGCAGCCCCAGCCGCUCGCCCUCGCCCAAGAAAACCCCGGGCUGGGACAAGGACAGCGACAGCCGCGCCCGCCACGCCGAGGCCGAGGCCGCCCGCGCCCGGCGCCGCUCCCGCAGCUACUCGCCCAUCCGCAAGCGGCGCCGGGACUCGCCCAGCUUCAUGGAGCCCCGGCGCAUCACCAGUGCCCGAAAGCGCCCCAUCCCCUACUACCGGCCCAGCCCCUCGUCCUCCUCCAGCUGCCUGAGCAGCGACUACUCCAGCCGCAGCCCCAGCCGCAGCCCCAGCCCUGGCCACAGCCAUGGAAGCUACAGCAGCCGAAGCCGAGGGACCCGCAGCCGCACGCGCAGCCCCUCCCGGACCCCCAGUCCCAGCUACCACAGCCGGAGCAGCUCAGAGAGUGGGGGUUUCUGAGUCCAGACAGACCCAGCUUGGUGCCUCCGGCACAGGAAGAGGCGAGGCGUCAGGCCUCAGGACCCAUGGUGGGGGGUUCAUACCCCACCACUACAAAAAGGUCCCCGGGCCAGGGAAGACCUUGAGGGUGAACACCCUGCAGACAAGGAGGAGCUGGAUUCUGUUGCUUCUAGAGGGUCCCUCCCCCCACCUCCUCCCACCCUCCAUGUCCAGGGAACAAAGAGCCGCUAUGAACACAGGGAUUGCUCUGCUGCCCCUUCCUGCUUGAUGCCUGCUUACUAGGCUAGGGACCUCAGCUCAGGGGACCCAGGGGCACCUCUGAAAGUGCCAGACCUGGGGGCCUCCCCUCUCCACUCUGCAGGGCCCUCAGCUCCUCUUUACUACUGGCCAACAAGAAGGUGUGUCAGCCCAAGAACCAUCUAGUUAGAAGAAAGACUGGUCUAGUCCUCGGCGCACCACAGUCCAGACUGGGGGCAGCAUCUUGAGUAAGCUGCAGAGGGCUGGGGCUGUGAGCUGGAGGCUGGGCUCAGUGCCUCCCUAAACCCCGCCCCUGGCCCAGGAGGGCUGGUUGAGGCAGUGUCUAAGAGGAGGAUGGCCUCUAGGCCCCAGCCUGAGGACCAAGGAGCUCACUCCUGAUCCCACCUUCCUAGACCAGGGUCUGGCCUCCAGCCCUCACCCCGUGCCCUGGGCCAAGGCCAUACCAGCCAUGCCUUCUGCGUGACAAGAGGCAGGCAGGCAGACCACAGCAGCAGCUGCCCCCGAGAGCAAACAGGACCCAGGUCAGCAGGUGCGAGAGAGGAGGGCCUGGAGGAGCCUGUGAGCAGGACCAAUGCAGCCUGCCCAUGAGCGUACCGGAGUCCCCACGUGUCCAGGGUGGGUCAUAGGCCAGAUGGCAGCGCAGGGUCACAGGCAUAGGGGAACAUGCACUUGGGACCUGCCAUGGAGCACUUCCUCCUCGGGCCCGGUGGUCAGCUGAGGCUCCCCAGAGUGGAGGUGCUGUAGCCCUUCCAGGGCAGGAGAGGGUCUAGACCGAGGGCCUUGGCCUGGGCAUCAAUGGGGGAGAAGUCACCCCAGCCCUCUUCUGCUGCUCCCAGCCCCCUCCUCCCGGGGCCCUCAGGGAUCUCACGAAGUCUUCCUUGGCCCAGCAGGGCAGAUGCCCUGGGCUCCAGCCGGGGGGAGGGGUCUGGGGUGUGGUCCGGGUUCCCCUCUAUUUUCUCCUCCCUCUUUCUCCGCGGUGCGGAUAAAAAUUGGACUCUAAUAAAACACUCGGUGCCCAGA
Molecule: messenger RNA, 3119 nt
Organism: Condylura cristata (star-nosed mole)
Lineage: Eukaryota; Metazoa; Chordata; Mammalia; Eulipotyphla; Talpidae
Gene: SRRM3
Product: serine/arginine repetitive matrix 3
Exons: 15
Coding region: 201-1841 (546 amino acids)
Molecular function (GO): mRNA binding
Source: RefSeq, a predicted model, not a curated record